AUGAGCUCCACUGUUUCUCCACCUUGGGGAUCAAAACCAGAGAUGACACUUGGGUCAUUGGAAUCAUCACGUGCGGUGUCAACAUCUGUUUCUUUUGGCCAUUCUGAGUCCAGCCUCAGUGAUGCUGAUGAUACUGAAUUGCUUUCGGUCUCAUGGAAUCAGGAUUAUGGAUGCAUUGCUGCUGGUACUAAUCGUGGUUUUCGAAUUUACAACUGUGAUCCCUUCAAAGAAACUUUCAGAAGAGAUCUUAAAAGUGGAGGGUUUGUGAUAGUUGAAAUGCUGUUCCGAUGCAAUAUCCUUGCUCUUGUUGGUAGCGGUGCAAACCCACAAUAUCCAUCAAAUAAAGUUAUGAUAUGGGAUGAUCAUCAGAGUCGGUGUAUUGGUGAAUUUGCGUUUAGAUCUGAUGUUCGUGGCGUGAAACUACGACGUGAUUGCAUCGUAGUUGUGCUUGAGCAUCGGAUAUAUGUGUAUAAUUUCACUGAUCUGAAGCUUCUUCACCAAAUUGAGACACUAGCUAAUCCAAAGGGCUUAUGUUGCCUUUCACAUGAAUCUAACACAUCUGUGUUAGCUUGUCCAGGUUUACACCGUGGACAAGUUCGUGUUGAACACUUUGGUUUGAAGGUCACAAAGUUCAUUAGUGCUCAUGAUUCCAAUGUUUCCUGUCUCACAUUGACCAUGGAUGGGCUACUUCUUGCAACGGCGAGCACAAAGGGGACUUUAAUUAGGAUUUUCAACACAAUGGAUGGUUCCCGUCUUCAAGAGGUAAAUUCUAGCGGAAUUUUGUUCUUUAGUUAACAUCAUAUCUGUUUUAGUUAUUUUCUCCUGGAUAUCUACCUCUCUUAAUUUUUUUUGGUUCUUAGAGGUAAAUUCAUGUCUACAGUUUUAACGAUUUUUUUUUUUUUUUCCCUCAAUUGUAGUCUCCGUUGAUACCUGCUCACUGUUUUUCCACUUAAGUUUUAUUUGCCGUAGUUUUACCUAGUAAUUGCUCAAUUCUGCAUACUUAGCAUUAAAGAUGUGUUUACGUGCGUCUGAUUCUAUUCUGAUGUUAUGAUCAAAAUGUAGGUGCGUAGAGGGGUGGAUAGGGCAGAAAUUUACAGCAUUGCCCUCUCUCCAAAUGCCCGUUGGCUUGGCGUCUCUAGCGACAAAGGAACUGUUCAUAUAUUUAGUCUCAGAGUUCGUGUUUUUGGGGAGGAUUCAUCCGACCAGCAUCCCCCUUCUCAACUGCUGGCAAUGGUUCAUCAUAACUCAUCCAAUUCUAUUGAUCCUCUCAUAUCUCCGAGCACAGGCGCGAACCCCAGUUCGUCCUUGUCUUUUAUGAAAGGUAAAGACUCAGCCCUUUUUGCCUCUUUCUCUAUCAUUUAUGAUAUCAAGAAGACUCCAUGCAUACUUCGUCUUGCAAUGUUAUUAAAGAAAAAUGUCAGUCUUUCCAUUUCAUGAUUUUUUCAGCAUUAUUCUUACUUAGUUGACAUUAUAUAAAUUAUUAAGCUUUGUGAAUCCCAAAAGUUCCUUAAAAUAGCGUUCACUUUUGUUGAAACCUCCGGUGAUGUGGAUUAUGUUGUGCAGCAUCUUUCCUGAGAUUCGUAUACAUCAUGAAAGGCUUAUGUUGAUGGGAAAUCAAUGCAGGCUUUCAAGUGCUGGUUAAUCAUUGACUAUAAGUGGAGUAGGGUUCCAGUGGAUAGAAAUCAAAUUGGAUGAUUAUAGGCUGAACAUUAGUGAUGAGUUUACAGAGAGAGAGAGAGAGAGAGAGAGAGAGAGAGAGAGAGAGAGAGAGAUAUGGUAAGAUAGAUAGAUAGCUAGUUAGCUAGCUGGAUAGAUCGUCCGGCCUUCAUUAUAUUCAUGUCCAAGCUGAUGUGUUCGUCUCUGAGGGCAUCUGUUCUAGUCUCCCUUUUUCCAUCAGUGGCCAAUUUGGUGCUUAAAUUAUCCGAACAAUCUGAGCCAACCAAAACUAAAGCCACAUUCUUGGUGAAAAUCUUCAGGAGUCCUGCCGAAAUAUUUCAGCUCAGAGUGGUCCUUUGCCCAGUUCCACGUGUCGGAGACCACCCGCUUCCUCACCGCCUUUGGGUCCCAAAACACCGUCUUGAUCGUUGGCAUGAACGGCAGGUAUCCACCCGCUUCUUCAACCAUCUCUCUAAAGAGAGGAUUCAAACUCUAUUUCCAUUUAUGGAAGUGAUCCUUCUCUUGCUCCUCCGUUCUCUCCCCUUUCAGUUUCUACAGGUGCCGCUUCGACCCGGUCAAUGGUGGGGAGAUGCUGCAGGAGGAGUACAUCCGGUUCAUGAAGUCUGACGCCCGCCGGGGGAAGCCGCCAUCUGCCGCCGCCACCAUCGUCUCCUGA
Molecule: messenger RNA, 2332 nt
Organism: Spirodela intermedia
Lineage: Eukaryota; Viridiplantae; Streptophyta; Magnoliopsida; Alismatales; Araceae
Source: the annotation of a GenBank genome assembly